Molecule: messenger RNA, 2397 nt
Organism: Mustela lutreola (European mink)
Lineage: Eukaryota; Metazoa; Chordata; Mammalia; Carnivora; Mustelidae
Gene: MANEAL
Product: mannosidase endo-alpha like
Exons: 4
Coding region: 110-1483 (457 amino acids)
Cellular component (GO): Golgi apparatus
Molecular function (GO): alpha-mannosidase activity
Source: RefSeq, a predicted model, not a curated record
UCUCCCUGGGACGCGCGCGGGCGGCGCGGCGCGCGGGAGCCGGGCGGGCAGCCAUGGCGUGGCGGGCGGGGAGGUAGCCGGGCGGGCCGCGGGGAGCGCAGGGGCCGCCAUGGCCCGGCGGCGGCGCCGCGCCUGCAUCGCGCUGUUCCUGGUGCUGCUCUUCGCCUUCGGCACCCUCAUGGGCCUGCGCACGCUCAAGGCUCCGGACGGACUGCCGGCGCUGGGCCCCGGCCUGGAGCUGGCGCCCUUUGAGCGACGCCCGGAGGGAGCCCCCGCGCCCGCCGCCCGGGCCCCGGCCGCCCCCGCCGCGCCGCCCCCGCCGCCGCCGCCGCCCCGCACCGCUGGCCCGGGCAGUCCCCCGGGCCCGGCCCCCGCGGAGGCCGAGCCCGCCCCCGGGCAGAGUCUGCGCGUCUACUCGGACCUGCACGCCUUCUACUACUCGUGGUACGGGAGCCCGCGGCGUGAGGGCCACUACAUUCACUGGGACCACGUCAUGGUGCCGCACUGGGACCCCAAGAUCUCGGCCAGCUAUCCCCGCGGCCGCCAUAGUCCCCCAGACGACUUGGGCUCCAGCUUCUACCCGGAGCUGGGGCCCUACAGCUCCCGGGACCCCGAGGUGCUGCGGGAGCACAUGACCCAGCUCAAGGAAGCCGCCAUCGGCGUCCUGGUCUUGUCCUGGUACCCACCUGGUAUGGCUGAUGAUAACGGGGAACCCUCAGAUGACCUGGUACCCGCCAUUCUCGACACCGCCCAUCAGUACAACAUCCAGGUGGCCUUCCAUAUCCAACCCUACAAGGGCCGGGAUGACAUCACUCUGCAUGACAACAUCAAGUACAUCAUUGACACGUAUGGCUCCCAUGGUGCGUUUUACCGCUUUAAGAACAGCAUGGGUAAGAGCCUUCCACUCUUUUAUAUCUAUGACUCCUACCUGACAUCCCCUGAGGCCUGGGCCCACCUCCUGACUCCCAACGGGCCCCACUCCGUCCGCAACACCCCUUAUGAUGGGGUCUUCAUCGCGCUGCUGGUGGAAGAGGGCCACACCCACGACAUCCUGGCAGCCGGGUUUGACGGCAUGUACACCUACUUCGCCUCCAACGGUUUCUCCUUCGGCUCCUCCCAUCAGAACUGGAAGGCUGUGAAGAGCUUUUGUGAUGCCAACAACCUCAUGUUCAUCCCCAGCGUGGGGCCUGGCUACAUUGACACCAGCAUCCGGCCCUGGAACAACCACAAUACUCGGAACAGGGUCAAUGGCAAGUACUACGAGACAGCCCUGCAGGCAGCCCUGACCGUGAGGCCCGAGAUUGUCUCCAUCACGUCUUUCAAUGAGUGGCACGAGGGCACCCAGAUCGAGAAGGCCAUCCCGAAGAAGACGCCAACACGUCUGUACCUGGACUACCUGCCUCACCAGCCCAGCCUGUACCUGGAGCUGACUCGCCGCUGGGCAGAGCACUUCAUCAAAGAGAAGGAGCAGUGGCUGAUGUGAGGAGCCUGGCCACGAGGUGCCGAUGUCCUGGCCUCCCCGGAAGGUGUCACCGUGUGGGGCUCAGCUGUGGUGGGAGACACUCGCUGGCCUCCCAAGUUAGCAGCGGGGCGCCUCUGGGUGGCCCAUUGAGCCUGGGCCAGUGGGGACCGGAGCUUCCUCCUCAGGCAUGUGGCACUGGGGUGCUUUGUAAGGAUGGGAAGUAAGGCGGGGCUCCCAAGAGGGACCCAGAGAGGCUGGCAGGUGACUGGACUCAGCCCAGGGCCAUUCCACAACCUGGAGAAACACUUUAGAAUUAUCCCUUUGAGCUUGGAACUCAGCAGGUUGGUGGCGCAUAGCAGUCCCCAGGUCACUGCUGUCAGGAGGGUUCAAGGCUCUGGGCAAGCAGGUGCCCUGCUUCCUCUCUGGCCUUCCCGUAGCAUCUGUCUUCUCCAAGUGAGGGAACCAUAUCUGAGACUUCCCAAAAUGGGAAUUUUAGGUUGAAGCCCCACAGUAGACCCCUGAACACAACAAUCAGGAAAUAACCCUGAGCAUUUGUACAUUCAUCCAACACAUACUAAUGGAGCACCUACUAUGUGCUAGGCACUGUGGAGAGACUUCAUACGGGAAGGUUCUUUUCUUCCAGAAGCUUACAGGAUCCAGCUUUCCUUAUUUGGCGUGGCCUUGUAGCUAGUACCUGAGCAGUUUUUCUUUUUUUGCCGUUUUCUCCAGUGCUGGGAGUUCAGUUUUUUCCUCCUCUAAGAAGAUACCUCUGUGCCCCCGAGCCCAGAUUUCCCCAGAUGACCAUCUAGCUCCAGGGAGAGGACCAGGACAUCCUCCCUCCCUCCGGCUGCCUAAACCGAAUGAGACCCACUCGGUGGGGCCAUUUUCAGUGCUACUGUGAUUUGUAGUAAUUAAAUAUAACAUGAUCUUCUCAA